This is a messenger RNA of Westerdykella ornata, 4890 nucleotides long. RefSeq names its product Pkinase-domain-containing protein. The coding region runs from base 1 to 4890 and encodes 1629 amino acids. The transcript is spliced from 6 exons. Gene Ontology annotation, biological process: protein phosphorylation; regulation of cytokinesis; mitotic spindle organization. Gene Ontology annotation, cellular component: spindle microtubule; chromosome passenger complex; spindle pole centrosome. The record is from RefSeq and is a predicted model, not a curated record. Lineage: Eukaryota; Fungi; Ascomycota; Dothideomycetes; Pleosporales; Sporormiaceae. Gene Ontology annotation, molecular function: protein kinase activity; protein binding; ATP binding.
AUGGAAACACCGUCGCAAGAGCCGACGCAGCAGAAUACGCAGCAAGUGAUUGAUCCGCGACGCUUAGGGCGAAAUAACUCCGGACUCAACAGCAAGGAUGUGGCCGAUGUGCUCGUCAUCUUGCAUCCAGCUUCUCCCGGAGCAAUGAGGGUUGUCGAAGAGGCGGCAGAGAACAGGCGCCAGCAUGUCCUCUUCCACAGUCCCUUCGACUCUGAUGAUGACCUCGUUGAUAUCGAAGAGCAGGAGACUAUCAUCAUUGAGAGGCCAGAGGCUCGUCUCGAACACACCCCACGAGCAGGUGCUGACCUCGCCUUGCGCAUGUCGUCCCGCCUUCUGAGCCCAAGUCUCGGCUUUGUCUUUGGCCGCAACCCAGCCAGCUCGGACGUCGUCAUCGGCCAAGACUCCGCAAAACGCAUCAGCAAUCAGCAUUUCCGAAUCUAUCUCAAUGCCGACGCUGUCUUGAUGGUCGAGGACAUGUCAACUAACGGGACGCUCGUCGAUGAAGUGCUGUUGAAAAGUAGGGAUCCGAGGCAGCCUAAAAAGCGAAUGCUUAGCUCGGGCUCCAUCAUCUGUAUUAUCACUGCUGGGACCGAGAUGAUCAAGUUUGUCGUUCGUCUGCCCUCUCGCGUGUCUCACGCAGAUCAGUUCGAAGAGAAUUUGAGGCAAUUCAUGGCGCGGUGCGCUCAGCCUGGACAGCAGGGAGAAGCUCUACAGCGCCUCCCUAGACGGCAGUUUGGCGGACCCACCAUGAAGUGGGAUGGUGGUGAUCGCUACAACAUCAUCGGUCAAUUGGGAAAAGGAGCAUUUGCGACGGUCUACCAACUCGCCACAAAGAUGGAAGGAAAAUUGGUCGCAGCCAAAGAACUGGAAAAGCGUCGCUUCAUGAAGAACGGGCAACUGGACAAGAAGAUCGACAACGAAAUGAGAAUCAUGCGAGACUUACGCCACCCCAAUAUUGUCGAAUUCAUAGAGUACUACGACUCUGGGGACUACCUGUAUAUCAUCAUGGAAUUCGUCCGACAUGGCGACCUCCAGAAAUACUUGACCCAGCACGGCAGCCUGACGGAAAGGCAAGGCAAGAUCAUGGCCCAACAGAUUCUGAGCGCACUCAGCUACCUCCAUCGAGCGAAGAUUACACAUCGAGAUAUCAAGCCAGACAACAUCCUGAUUGCAGAGUUGGAACCCUUCACACUCAAGCUCUCUGACUUUGGCCUGUCAAAGGUGGUCAAGCAUGAGGAGACCUUCCUCAAGACUUUCUGUGGCACGCUCUUGUACUGCGCACCCGAGGUUUUCCCAGACUUCGACGCAAAGGCGAAGAAAGGGACGAAGCGAACUCGUGGAUCUAAGCAACAGUUCCACUCGUAUAGUUCCUCCGUGGACAUAUGGUCCUUUGCUGCAGUCCUCUGGUUUGCCUUGUGCGGUAAACCUCCUUUCGAAGGCAUCGCCGAUGCUACGGGCCAGGCCAUGUACAACAAUAUCAUGACAACCCCCCUCGACUCGACUCCAUUGAGAGAUGCAGGAAUAUCGGAGCCUUGCAUCGAUCUUCUCAGUAAGAUGCUGCAAACCGACCCUGCGCUCCGUCCAACGGAUCGCGACUGCCUUAAUCAUAGAUGGCUGAGGGAAGGCGCUGUGAUACCAGACGAUCCGACCUUGCAGUCCAUUGUUGAGGAAGACGAAUCGGAGAUAGCCGAGGAGCAGCUAUCCCAACUCCAUCUUCGUGACGAGAUACAAGAGUCUGAUGACGAGGUGGACGAUGUCCUAGAGGACGACGAAUUUGAUCAGCUCGUCAGCGAUAGGGACACCAAAAGAGUCCGUACGGAUCGCCUUUUUCCACGCCAUCAGAUGCGGGAUGUGGAGGAUUCGAGUAUGGAUGCAUCGUUUGGUUCUGAAGAUCCGCUCGCAAGCGGGUACAUUGUGGAAGAGAGCUUCCAUGUCAUACCUCGAACGCCAGGUCGACCCCGCCUGUUCGGUGAGAUUGGGCAAUCUGCUCUCGAAAGCUCUGGAAUUCUGAGUAUCCAUGCAAAUGAAGCCCUUGUCAUGCACGCAGCUGUCGAUCAGGAUUCCACUGAAGGAGAACGUGCACAAAGUAGUACACCGCAGGAAAAGCACACACCAGGACAGAAGCGGCCACAGAACAAUGGGGCUUUCUCUUCACCCAGUCUCCUUGGAGCAGAGUCGAUGGUGCGAGAGUUGGUUAUGGCCUCACCUCCGUCCCCAGUGUCAGGAGCUCACAGCCCAGAUGAACCGGCCACUCCAAAAACUCCGGACUUGCCACAGCACAAAUCCUUGGAAAACCGCAGCCUCCUUUCGAGUCAUAACAGUGAAGCUACACCCAAAGCGAAGCCACCGGCGCUGAAUCGUCAAAUCAGCCUGCCCAAAGGCCCGUCUUUCUAUUGGGAUCCGUAUGAUGAAAGCACGCAUACGUUGGAAUACGCUUCGAAAGUGAGUGGCAUCGAUUUUGUGAAUGGGGUUGGCGAAUCGAAGAAUAAGACCUCAUCCUUGCCGGACACCAUCCAGGGUUCCAUUGACAGCGAUGGAGAUUCAUCUCAGCUCACCCCGCAGGCCAAACGUGAACCGUCCGUGGAUGGCCCAUCUAAUCCAGAUAUUCUUGCGCCUGUCGAGAUAUCCAUCAAGCCCCCGCCGCGCAGGUUGGGUAAGCUCACAGCUACGACUGACUCCUUCGCACCUACCCUCACGCUGGCACUUGACCAUGCCAAUACGUCCUGGGGCCGCGCUCCAGGUGGCAAGCCGCAUGUGUACGCCCAUGUGUACACCAAUGGCCAGGACACGCGCGUUCCCAAAUCAGCCUUCCUCAUCUUCUUCUACAGCUCCGAAGGGAAUGUUGAAGAGCUCUCGCAGGAAGGGGAAGGCUGGAGAACCCUCAAGGACCUCCGAGCCGGGAUCACCACCGGUGCAAGAGCGGGCAUAUGGAUCAACGGCAAGCGACUUCAAGCGCAGGACGAUAAAGGGCGCACGCUGUUUGGCCACCUCUACAGCGGCGAUGUAAUCUCUGUCUACCAGGACACUCGCUCGCCGGAGUGUCUGAAGUUCAAGUGCGAGUUCUAUGUGGGAUUGGCGAAGCAGCCUCGUCCGGCUACCGAGAGCUUUCAGGUCAUGGCCGGAUUUCCCAGGGUAGGUCCCAAAGUGACAUCUGUCCCAUCCCAAACACCACCUCGCAGCAUCGGGUCAGCAACGUCGCGCGACCAGCACUUUUCCAAUCCCUCGCUCUCCCGCUCCUACCUUGCUUGUUGCGCCGCAAUUAUGAGGAACUUCUGGGCACUUCCGGCAUUCCUGCGCCUUGCGAUAGCAGCUCCGCAUGCCUUCAGCGUGUUCGACGACUUGCUCGCGUUUCCUCAGUAUGAGAUCGAAUUUCCCGAUACCUACAUAACAGAGAACGCAGCAUUCUCUCUCCUCUCCCAGUCUCAAUCCCAGACCCCAUCAUCCACACCACCGAACUCGCAAGAGACGCAAGAGCUCUCCAAGCCCGAUAAACAGGCUCCUCCCAGCACACCCGAUGAUCCCGCACCGCAGGAGAUAUAUGAAGCUGUAGUACACGAGGGACGGCGCUACCUCUGCAGCAUCCCCAUCAUCCCCGAAGAACAGCCUCAAAACUCAACGACGACACCCGAGCAAGCGAAAGCGGAGGAGCAGAAGGAGCUCAUGCGCGCAGCGGACAGGGGGUGGAAGUUACUCGAGGGGAUGGAGGAGAACUGUAUUUACUACCUCAGCGGUUGGUGGAGCUACAGCUUCUGCUACAAUGGCGAGGUGAAGCAGUUUCACCAGCUACCGCCGAGUAGAGGCGUGCCGCUGUAUCCGCCGGUGGAGGAUCCGAGUGUGAAGAGUUAUAUCCUGGGAAGAUUUCCGAAGAAGGAGAAGGUGGUGAGGAAGGCGGGGGAGGCUCAGAAGACAUUGGAUGCGGAAGGGAGUGGGAAGGAGGAGGAGAUGGACGAUGAAGGGAAUGUGAAGGAAGCUAGGAAUGGAAAGGAUGGGCUAGGGUCGGAUGUUGCGAGGCUCGAGACCAAAGGGACAGCGAGGUAUAUGGUUCAACGCCUUGGAGGGGGAACCGAAUGUGAUCUCACCGGCAAAGAGCGGAAGAUCGAGGUUCAGUUCCACUGCCAUCCAGCGAAUGGUGACAGAAUCGCGAUGAUCAAAGAGACCAGCACGUGCUCAUAUCUCAUGAUCAUACACACACCGCGACUAUGCAACGACGUCGCCUUCCUCCCCCCUCAAGAGAACCUCGCGCACAAAAUCUCUUGCCGAGCCGUCAUUGGCGAAUCCGAAGUCGACUCGUGGACCCUGGAGAAGCUGGAAGGCCGCAUCAAAGAAGCGGCGCGCCUCGUCGCCAUCGCCACCGAGAAUCCCCUGCGCGAUAUGACCGAGGGUGCCGAGGGCAACACCAAGCGAAGACCCAUCGUAGGAGGCGUGGAAGUCGGAGCCAAGAAGCUGGUUGGUAGCGAGGGGAAGGUGAUUGAGAAGAGCAUUGUUGCGGGUGGCGGCAAGGAGACUCACCUGGCUACCAUCGCUACUUCUGCCGGCUUCCAGAUGAGUAAAGAGGAGAUGAAGAAGCUGAGUAUUUCCGAUCCGGAUGAGGUGGAGAGGUGGAAGAACCGGUUGGCGAAGUCGGCGGGGCAGAAGAAGUGGAAGUUGGAUCUUGUGCAGACGCCGACGGGGAGGGAGUUUAGGUGGAUUAUUGGUGGGGAGGAGGAAGAUGAGGAACCAAAGGGAGAGCAGAAACCUGGGAGUGGGUCGGCUAAGAAGGGGAAAGGAGCUGGGAAAGAGGCUGAGAAGGGCGCAGAGAAGAAGAGCACGAAGAAGAAGGGGAAGCAAGGGAAGGAGGAGCCAGAAGAGGCACAGGAGGGAAGUGAAGAGGUGUACAAAGAUGAACUAUGA